Molecule: messenger RNA, 369 nt
Organism: Metarhizium acridum CQMa 102
Lineage: Eukaryota; Fungi; Ascomycota; Sordariomycetes; Hypocreales; Clavicipitaceae
Biological process (GO): arachidonate secretion; phospholipid metabolic process
Molecular function (GO): A2-type glycerophospholipase activity
Source: RefSeq, a predicted model, not a curated record
AUGCAUUUCACUGCACUUACGAUCAAGGCUGCGGUUGCUCUCGCUGCACCGGCAACGGCCAUCUCCACGGAGAAGCGCCAAGGCCAAAGUUGGGACAAGGCAGCUCUUGCCGAGACUGAGAGGCUUUGCUUCCACAGCUCGCUUGACGAGUUUGCCACGGCGAAAAACUCGUCAGAUCGCAAUCCCAACUUCGACUGGUCCACCGACGGUUGUACGGCUGCUCCGAAUAAUCCAACAGGCCAAGCUGACUUCUUUCCCUCGUGUGAGCGUCACGAUUUCUGCUACCAUACCUUUAAGAGACAAGGUCGUUUUUAUUCAAAGAUUAAGCAAAGGAUCGACGACAUAUUUGAGAAAGAGUUAGUUGAAUAG